Lynx canadensis (Canada lynx) is the source of this 2371-nucleotide messenger RNA. It is a transcript of the gene BRSK1, whose product is annotated as BR serine/threonine kinase 1. Gene Ontology annotation, cellular component: cytoplasm. The coding region runs from base 22 to 2358 and encodes 778 amino acids. The record is from RefSeq and is a predicted model, not a curated record. The transcript is spliced from 19 exons. Gene Ontology annotation, biological process: microtubule cytoskeleton organization; intracellular signal transduction; protein phosphorylation. Gene Ontology annotation, molecular function: protein serine/threonine kinase activity; ATP binding; tau-protein kinase activity. NCBI's taxonomy places the organism in Eukaryota, Metazoa, Chordata, Mammalia, Carnivora, Felidae.
CGGGCCGGGACCAAGGGCACCAUGUCGUCCGGGGCCAAGGAGGGGGGCGGGGGCUCCCCCGCCUACCACCUCCCGCACCCACACCCACACCCACCCCAGCACGCCCAAUAUGUGGGCCCCUAUCGGCUGGAGAAGACGCUGGGCAAAGGACAGACAGGGCUGGUUAAACUCGGGGUCCACUGCAUCACGGGCCAGAAGGUUGCCAUCAAGAUCGUGAACCGAGAGAAGCUGUCCGAGUCGGUGCUGAUGAAGGUGGAGAGGGAGAUCGCCAUCCUGAAGCUCAUUGAACACCCACACGUCCUCAAGCUGCAUGAUGUCUACGAGAACAAGAAAUAUUUGUACCUGGUUCUAGAGCACGUCUCUGGAGGUGAGCUGUUUGACUACCUGGUAAAGAAGGGGAGACUGACACCCAAGGAGGCCCGGAAGUUCUUCCGCCAGAUAGUAUCGGCGCUGGACUUCUGCCAUAGCUACUCCAUCUGCCACAGAGACCUGAAGCCUGAGAACCUGCUUUUGGAUGAGAAAAACAACAUCCGCAUCGCGGACUUUGGCAUGGCGUCCCUGCAGGUGGGGGACAGCCUCCUGGAGACCAGCUGUGGGUCCCCCCACUAUGCGUGUCCGGAGGUGAUUAAGGGGGAGAAGUAUGACGGCCGCCGAGCGGACAUGUGGAGCUGUGGAGUCAUUCUCUUUGCCCUGCUUGUGGGGGCUCUGCCCUUUGAUGACGACAAUCUCCGCCAGCUGCUGGAGAAGGUGAAAAGGGGCGUCUUCCACAUGCCCCACUUCAUUCCUCCAGACUGCCAGAGCCUCCUGAGAGGGAUGAUCGAAGUGGAGCCUGAGAAAAGGCUCAGUCUGGAGCAAAUUCAGAAACAUCCCUGGUACCUGGGCGGGAAACACGAGCCGGACCCCUGUCUGGAGCCAGCCCCAGGGCGCCGGGUGGCCAUGAGGAGCCUGCCAUCAAACGGAGAGCUGGACCCCGACGUCCUGGAGAGCAUGGCUUCGCUGGGCUGCUUCAGGGACCGCGAGCGGCUGCACCGCGAACUGCGCAGCGAGGAGGAGAACCAAGAAAAGAUGAUCUAUUAUCUGCUUUUGGAUCGGAAGGAGCGCUAUCCCAGCUGUGAGGACCAGGACCUGCCUCCCAGGAAUGACGUUGACCCACCUCGGAAACGUGUGGAUUCCCCUAUGCUGAGCCGUCACGGGAAGCGGCGGCCAGAGCGGAAGUCCAUGGAAGUACUGAGCAUCACGGAUGCUGGGGGCGGUGGCUCCCCAGUGCCUACCCGGCGGGCCCUGGAGAUGGCCCAGCACAGUCAGAGGUCUCGUAGUGUCAGUGGAGCCUCCACCGGUCUGUCCUCCAGCCCUCUGAGCAGCCCAAGGAGUCCUGUCUUUUCCUUCUCGCCUGAGCCCGGGGCUGGAGAUGAGGCUCGGGGCGGGGGCUCCCCGACUUCCAAAACGCAGACGCUGCCUUCUCGAGGCCCCAGGGGUGGGGGCGCCGGGGAGCAGCCCCCGCCCCCGAGUGCCCGCUCCACACCCCUGCCUGGCCCCCCAGGCUCCCCGCGCUCCUCUGGGGGAACCCCCUUGCAUUCGCCCCUGCACACACCCCGGGCCAGCCCCACCGGGACGCCGGGAACAACGCCACCCCCAAGCCCCGGUGGUGGUGUCGGGGGAGCCGCCUGGAGGAGUCGUCUCAACUCCAUCCGCAACAGCUUCCUGGGCUCCCCUCGCUUUCACCGGCGCAAGAUGCAGGUCCCCACUGCUGAGGAGAUGUCCAGUUUGACUCCAGAGUCUUCUCCAGAGUUGGCAAAACGCUCCUGGUUUGGGAAUUUCAUCUCCUUGGACAAAGAAGAACAAAUAUUCCUUGUGCUAAAGGACAAACCUCUCAGCAGCAUCAAAGCGGACAUUGUUCACGCCUUCCUGUCGAUCCCCAGCCUGAGUCACAGUGUGCUGUCACAGACCAGCUUCAGGGCCGAGUACAAGGCCAGUGGCGGCCCAUCCGUCUUCCAGAAACCCGUCCGAUUCCAGGUAGACAUCAGCUCCUCAGAGGGCCCGGAGCCUUCCCCACGAAGGGAUGGCAGCGGUGGUGGUGGCAUCUACUCUGUCACCUUUACUCUCAUCUCCGGUCCCAGCCGUCGGUUCAAGCGAGUUGUGGAGACCAUCCAGGCACAGCUGCUGAGUACUCACGACCAGCCCUCCGUGCAGGCCCUGGCAGACGAGAAGAACGGGGCCCAGACUCGGCCUGCUGGUACCUCACCCAGAAGCCUGCAGCCCCCGCCUGGCCGCCCAGACCCAGAGCUGAGCGGCUCUCCCCGCCGAGGCCCCGCUAAGGACAAGAAGCUCCUGGCCACCAACGGGACUCCUCUGCCCUGACCCCAGGGGGCCG